AUGGCCCACCCCGCUGGUGAGACCGUCACAAUCUCCAUCCGUCGUCCGAUUGAUGACCCCAUCUUCGUGGCCGGCACCUUCUCCGAGCCGCAUUGGGAACCCGUCGAGUGCAACUCUAAGGCGGUAGAGACCGAACCGGAUGACGAGGGAUUGACAUCGACGGAAUUCCUUUUUUACCACGACGUGAAGCUAUCACCUGGUCAAUAUCAAUAUAGAUUCCGCGAGGGCGCUACCGGCCCGUGGUUCCACGACGAGGCUGUCAAACAUGCCGCAGGGGAGGGAGGCCUGGUGAACAACUUUCUCACCGUCGAAUCGAUUGUUGCCGCCGCUGCAGAGGCCGAGGAAGCCGCCCCGAAAGAGAACGAUGCUAACGGCGUCGCUGAACACGUCGUCGAGGAAAACCUGCCCGAGUCCGUUCCCGAGCUGGAUGACAAGAAGGAUGCUAAAGCUGAGGAGCCUGCCACCAAUGGCAUCGCCACACCUGAGGUCAACGGAACAGAACCCGUUGAGCAGAGCUCCGAGACGAAGCAGGAGGGCGUGACGACGGAGGAGACACCUGCUGAAAGCCAGCCCGCAACGAAGGAAGCCGAAGAGGUUCCGGCUGCUCCCGCUGUCACCGAGGAAGUGAAGGUCGAGGCUGCUGAGAAGGUCGAACCCCAGGAGCAACCCGAAACUUCCGUGGAAAGCCCUGCUGUGGCGGAAACCGAAAAGGUGACCGAAGAGCCUGCGCAAGAAGAGGUUUCGGAGCAGGUCACGUCGAAGCCGGAAGAGACCGUCCUUGAGAGCGCACCCGUGGAAGCUGUCCCUGAAGUGACUCCUGCGACAGAAUCGGUCGCGGAAAAGCCCGAGGUCUCUGACGAAAAGCCCGCCGUGGAGGAUACUGUCAUCGAAGCCGCCCCCAAGGAUACCGCUGCGGCGGAACCAGCUGUCGAAGAACCGGCCGUCGACACUCCCGCCGCCGAGGAACCCACACAGGAGGUCGCUAAGGAAGAGUCCGUGUCGGAGGAACAUGCCGAGGCGCCCGCCGCCGAGACAACUACUGCACCUAGCGCCGAGGAGCCCGUCAAGGAGUCGACCGAGGAAAUCACCACGGCUACUGAGACCGCCGCAGAUGCUGCCCCUGAAGAGCCCGCCAAGGAGUCGGUCACGGAGGAAGCAGUGGAGGAGCCUAAGGAAGCGCCCGGCACUGAGGUGUCGGCUGCUGAGCCUGCAACCGAGGAGCCCGCACAGGAAGUGCUCAAGGAGGAAGCCAAGGCUGAGGAGUCCACCGAGGUGCCUCCUGCUGCCGAGCCCGCCGUUGAAGAAGCCUCGAAGGAAGUGAGCGAGGAGGCGACUACGGAGACCUCAGCCGCCGCGCCUGUUGUCGAAGAAUCUACGGCUGAGCCUAGCACGGAGGUGGUUCAAGAACCCACUGUCGAAGAGACCCACGCGGAAUCUACACUUGCCGAAGAGCCGACCAAGGAUGCUGUCGCCGACGAGGCCGCUAAGGAACAGCCCGCUGUCGAGGAACCGGCCGCCACUCAAGCCACCGAAGCUCAUGUCGAAGAGUCCGUUCCCGUGAACACUGCAUCUGCUGAAGCCGCAGAAGUGGUUACCGCUGAGGCAGUCAGUGAGACUCCAGUUGUGGAAAACUCCACUGAGCUUCCCGCCGAGGAAGUUCCCACCGAGGCUGUUGCAGAGAAGGUGGAGGAGCCUAGCACGGAAGAGCCAGCGACCGAGGAGAAGACUUCCGAACCCGCAGUGGAGCACGCUGUAGAGGAGACUGUUAAGGAUGCUCCUGCUGAGACUUUGCCCACAGACGAGCCCGCCCUGAAGGAGACCCCUGCCGAAGAGCCCGUUACGGAGAAGCCGGUGGAGGAACCAACUGAACAGGUUACGGAAGCUACAGAGGAAGCCACCAAGGAAGAGCCUGUCGAACCUACCUCUGAGCCUGUCGCCGCUGAACCGACCGUCGAGGCUGCAGCAGAGCAUGUUGAGGAGGCUCCUAAGGAGGCUGCCGCGGAGGAGCCAGUGACUGAAACCGUCGCGGAGGAGCCAGCCACCGAGACUUCCGCCACAGAAGUUGUCGAGGAAGCCGCCAAGGUUGAAUCGGCUGCGGAGGAGCCAGUGGUUGAGCAGCCUACCCUCGAGGAACCAGCCGUUGAGACUCCCGCUCCAGAGGCUGCCGAGGAAUCAUCUCCCAAGGAAACCGCUGCGGAGGAGGCCGUCGCGGAGGCCGUUGCGGAAGAAUCCGCUGCUGAGGCUGUUACGGCGGAGACCGCCAAGGAGACCAUUCUGGAGCCUGCUGUUGAGGAACCGGCUGUGGAGACUUCAGUGGAGGAAGAGGCUAAGGAGCCUGUCCAGGAAACCGCAGCCGAGGAACAGGUUCCUGAGGUGCCUGCAGCUGAAGAGCCCACUGCGGAAGUUAUCGCUACGGAGGCUGUUGAGGAACCUGCCCAGAAGCCUGUUGUCGAAGAGCCUGUCUCCGAGACUCCGGCCACGGAAGCUGUUGAAGCUGCCGUUGAGGAGCCAGCUGCCGAGGAACCGGUGGCUGAAGAGACGGUUGAGCACAAGGAAACUGUGGAGGAAGCCGCCGCAGCCCCGGAGGCCGCUCAAGAAGAAACUGUUGCCGCAGAACCCGAAGUCAAGGAGACUGCUGAGGAUCCCGCUGAAGAGGUCAAGGAAGUUGCUACUGAGGAAGUCAAGCCGGCUGCUGAAGAGCCGACCCCAGUGCCGAUUGAAGCUCCGGUUGAAGAGCCUGCCAAGGAGGAGCCUGUCCCUGAGUCUAAGCCGGAAGAAUCUCUUCCUGAGGAGACUCCUAAGGAAUUGGCUGCGGAGGAGCCCGCUGAAGAGCCUAAUGCUGACGAGUCGGACGAGUCGUCCAACCUGGCGGAGUCUACCAUCGCUACUACUGCUGGAGAUGAGAUUAUCUUCGAGACUCAGUCGACUAAGGAAGGCGAUCUGACCGGCGAGGACGCUAUUGAGGAGGCUGCCCUCGAGGAGCCCAUUGUCCAGGAACCUGUUGUCGAAGAGCCAGCUGUUGAAGAGCCUGCUGUCGAAGAGCCUGUCGUCCAGGAGUCCAUCGUCGAGGAGCCCGCUGUUAAGGAGGUUGCCAUCGAAGAGCCUGUGGCUGUCGUCGAAGCGCCUGCCAUCCAGGAGCCCGUUGCUGAGGAGCCUGUCGCCGAAGAGCCCGUUAUUGAGAAGCCUGCUGUCGAAGAGCCCGUCGUCAAGGAGGCUGUCGUCGAAGAGCCCGUUGUUGAGAAGCCUGCUGUCGAAGAACCUGCUGUUGAAGAGCCUGCUGUCGAAGAGCCCUCCGUUAAGGAAAUUGCCGUCGAGGAGCCCGCCAUCGAGGAGGCUGUCGCCGAAGAGCCCGCCGUUAAGGAGCCUGUCGUUGAAGAGCCUGCCGUCCAGGAGCCUGUUGUUGAGGAGCCUGCUGCCAAGGAGCCCGUUGCUGAGGAGCCCGCCAUCGAGGAGGUUGUCGCCGAAGAGCCCGCCGUCGAGAAGCCUACUGUUGAAGAGCCUGCUGUCGAAGAGGCUGUCGCUGAAGAGGCUGCCAUUGAGACCGUUGCCGAAGAGCCUGAGGCUGAAAAGCCGGCUGAGAAGGAGAUCGUCGAAGAGCCCGAAGCGAAGGAAACCGUUGAAGAAGCCAAGGUUGAACAGCCGGCCGAAGUUUCCCAGGAAGCUGUCGUAACCGAGUCCCUCCCAGAGCCUUCCGACAAGGAGGCCGCUGUUGAGGCUCCUGUUGAAGCUCCUGUUGCGGAGGUCGUCGAGAAGGUGGUGGAACCGGUUGCUGAGGAACCAGUUGUUGAAGUGGCUGCCGUCGAGACUGCCGAGGAUUCGACUGCAAAGGAGGUGACUGUCCCUGAGCCUGCCACUGUCGAGGCCACCGAAGAGCCACAGGAGCAGAAGGCUACUGAGGUCGUCGCACCCGUUGAGGAGCAAGUCACAGAGACCGCGGAAGUGGCCAAGGAGGUGCCGGCUGAGGUUGAAGCUGUUGUCGAAGAGCACGCACCCGCUGAGCCGGCUGCUCCCGAGCCCGUUGCUGAGGCCGUUGCUGAGGCUGCUGAUGAAGCGAAGGAGGCUACCCAGACUGAAGAACCUGCCAGCGAAUCGGCACCGGUCGAGUCCGAGGCGCCCAAGGAAGUGCAGCCUGUGCCUGCUGCCGCAGUUGAAUCUCCUGCUGAGGACAGCACUGCUGAGCCAGCACGCGAAGAGGCUAUUCCGGAGAUUGCCAAGGAGGUUACUCCCGAGGAGUUCGAGGAUAGCAUCUUGACCCCCGAGGUUCUCGGUGCCGGUGUUGCUGCAGUUGCCGCAGGUGCUGCCGUUACCGCUGGAGUGAUGGCGGCCUCUCACAAGCAUUCAGAAGCCGCUCCUGAGCCCGAGCACAAGCAGGUCCAGGACCAGCCCGACAACAAGGACAAGGCACCCGUCGACGCGAAGCCUACCGAACGUAAGGGACUGCCAAGAGCGCCAGAAAAUACUGAAUAUGAAGCUGACUCUCUUCUAGCAGUCGCCGAGGCAUCUGGAUCUAGCAAGCAGCCGCAAGUCGAGGACGAUACCGAGGCCAACCACACCAAGGCCAACGAGCCCGCCGCGCCUUCCGAUGCCACCAAGGCCGUGGCCGCCAAGGGCGACGAGGAUCCUCGCGCCCAGAGUCAAAACCGGUCAGUCACAGCUGUUUCUCUGAACCGUAAGCAUGACAGCUGGUUUAAGACCAUCCUCCGGGCUGUGUUCACCAAUUUCUUUGGCGCCAUCUUCUCGCCGUUCCGCCGCCGCGGAAGGAACAACCAGUAG
Molecule: messenger RNA, 4773 nt
Organism: Aspergillus ibericus CBS 121593
Lineage: Eukaryota; Fungi; Ascomycota; Eurotiomycetes; Eurotiales; Aspergillaceae
Product: PT repeat family protein
Exons: 2
Coding region: 1-4773 (1590 amino acids)
Source: RefSeq, a predicted model, not a curated record